This is a messenger RNA of Dimorphilus gyrociliatus, 4537 nucleotides long. Lineage: Eukaryota; Metazoa; Annelida; Polychaeta; Dinophilidae. The record is from the annotation of a GenBank genome assembly.
AGUUUGACUACACUAUUAGAAAUUUGCAAUGUCUCUCGGAGAGAGAAAUCAUAAUGUACCUCUAAAUAUUCCUUUAUAUGCAUACAAGUAUCCAUGUUCUUCAAGAGUAAAGUUAACAGCAAUAAAGAAGGGUAUUUUUUACCCUACCUUGCCUUCGUUUAGAAAUGUUGAUAGAGAUACACAUAUGAAUAAACUGUCGGAUGAACAUUGCCAAACUUCAACAAAAUUUGUUCUUCCAGGCAAAGAACAAAGAAAACCAUAUGACAUCUUAGACAGACAGAAUGAGAAUCCAUUUAAAAGCUUUUAUACUUCAAACCGAGAAAUAAAUCAAACAAAGGAAAAUUGGUCAGAAUUUUUAGAAAGAUGUCCCGAACGAUUCGAAAUAAGGUUACCUGAACUAAUGGAAAACAAAGCAGAUUUUCAUUUUUGCGGAUAUGGUGUACGAUAUUUCUCACCCGGAAAUUUAAACAGUCGUUUUACUUUAAGAGAAACAAUUUCUGGACUGUGUGAUGUAGCCCGAUGUUUGAAUGGCAUUUGCCAAGAUAAUCAGUGUGUUUGUAACAACUGUUUCAUUGGAACAAACUGUGAAACCUAUGUUAACAAGUUUUCUCCCAAAUUUUCUCAAAAAUCCUAUAAAGUUAACGUGGCAUCUAAAGGAAAUUUUAUCAAAAGAGAGGUGUUUCAAGUAUUUGCAGAAGACAACGAUAAAUAUAUUUGUAAAGACAAUCAAACUCCAUGUACAUGUGCAAAUGUUGACUAUUAUUUGGUAACGAAUGACAAAAAAAAUGUUUUUGAUAUAGAAAAGCAAACGGGAAUUAUCUUUUUAAAAAAAGAUAUAAUUUUACCUAUUGGUCAAAUGUUUCAUUUAGAAGUCAAAGCCUCUAACGCCAAUGAAUGGGAUAAUUUCGAUACUGCUGUUGUGACUUUGAAUAUUGUAGAAGAAGAUAAGAAAAAGAAAUUGAAUCUCAAAAAUUCUCUUUUCAUAGACAGUUCGUACGAAAGUGAAUCUUUUAAUGUACCGAUAAACAAUAUGCUUCCGUCGCUUCAUUCAAGGACAAAGAGGAGCGUUCCUACGUCACCGAUCAAUCCAGAUAAUAUAACAUUACAUUUGAUUAAGUACGGAAAAUAUGAAAAUGUCACGGAACUGCGCCCGGGAUCAAAAAUUACUUUUCAGUUAGCAAUACAUUUUCCAGUUUAUACAACGGACUUGCUGGUUGAACUUUUUACUCCAGAUAAUGAUACGACAAUCGCGAAAUUAUGUGAUGUGAAAGUGAAAACAAUUGGAAAUAAAUUGAUUGUUGAUCCACAGUUCAACAUUCCUUCAAAUUUUAAACCUAUCAUGGAAUCUAAAGAUGGUACAGAUGAAUACGAUAGAGCAAUACUGAACUUUGGAAAUGUAAGUUGUACGGGCGGUGGAGCAGCUUCAGAUAAUAUGAUAGUAAUAGAGUGGGAUGUUUUUCUUCUAAAUAAACCAAAUUCAAUUAUAAAUGGGUCAACUUAUUGGAUAAGCGCUGGAGCUGAAUAUAAUUUCGAGACAGAAGUUUGGGUCGGACAGGCAGCUUUUACAGCUGUUUUGGAUACACACAUUCCGAGUAUUUUGCCAACCUUUAAUUUUACGGGUCCGGAGUUUUUGGAAAUUGGAACUUCGGCGAAAUAUGUUUUAGAUAUUUAUAUUCCGUAUGCGGUAACUACUGUUGUUCUUGAUGUUUUUGCACCAAUGAACCAUACCGAUAUCUUGUCAGUAUGUGAUAUAAGAGUUGUUUCAAAAGGAGAAAACUAUGAAUGUUUAAAAACGGAUCACCUAAAUAUUGAACAAUAUAAAAGUAAAACAAAGAUAACAAACGAAAAAGCGAGAUUGAAUCUUGGAGAAAUUAUAAAUAAAGGUGCAAGAGAAGAUGAUAAUGAGAUUAUAAAAAAUAGGUUAACUUUAGAAAUAGUUGUUCACCUUCAAGAAAAUAACAAUUUUAUUGGAAAAAAUUAUUGGGUUUUAACUCCGAAAGUAUCAUUGGAACUUUUAACUCCUCAAAAUGUCUUUAUAGGCGACUCAAUAUUACAUGAAAUGGUUGUUGAAUAUCCUAAAAAUUCUUUGUCAUUCUAUGAAUUGGAAGUUAUUUUACCUUUUAAUCAAAGUCAAGAAUGGUUAAAAAUAUGUUCUCUAAAAAUGGUUUUUAGUGGUAAAAACCUACCAUGUGUUACUUGCCAUCAACAUAAUAACUGUCCGAUUGAGUAUUCAUCAAGAUACAAUGGGAAAUAUCACGACAAAGCGGUUUGGAAAUUGGGUAACAUCCUCCACACAGGACAUUAUGAAGUCGAUCAGUUUCCCGAGAGUAACAAAAUGAAAUUUCUUUUGACAACUCAAGUACUAAAUCAUUCCUUGGCUCUUUCCGGUACGCAGAUUGAUCUAACUUUAGGUUUCCGAUUUGCAAAUAAUAAACUCUGGGUUGGAAAGUCUGAAGUUUUUCUCUCCGACAAUAUAACAAGAUACAACAAUAAUAACACAACACCAAAUUUUAAAACGUACUUCUCAACAAAAAAUAACACAAUUGCUAGGGAAGAAACAAAAAGUAUACAAAUUGAUAUUGAAACACAAGAAUUUUCUAUAAAUUAUCCUAUGGAAAUUAUUUUGAGUUCUCCUCAAAUUUCAACAAUACCAAUUUUGAAAAUUUGCUCCUUUGAAGUUUUCUUUGUGGGUGAAAACAUUCACUGUGUGUCUGCAAAGGAGUUAUCAAUGAAAGCAAUAUUUUUUAGUUCUCAGAACAAUGACGAGUAUGACAAUCUUAAAGCUACUUUUGGUUCUAUUUGUAACUUAAAAUAUAACGAUUUUCCGAAAAAUACAAAAAAAGAAAACAAGGUUCUACUUGCCUUCACUGUAAAAUUACAAAAUUAUUCAAAUAUAAUGGAAGGUUCUAGCUUUGACAUCGAUAUAAAAAUUAAUUACAUGUGGGAAAAUUCAUGGACUAUUAAACUUCCUUUUAUUGCAACACUUCUUAACCCACAUAUUUUAGACGAAAAACCUAAAAUCUUUUUUGAUGAAAAAAUUCAUACUUUGCGAAGACUCUCAUCAAUACCAUACAAGUUUUCUAUGAAGAUACCAACAUCAUCUUCUUCACAUUUGUUUUUGACGCUAAUUGCAAGCAGUACUCUCUCCAUUUGUAACGUUCGAGUACUUAGAGUUGGCUCUAACUUUAAGUGUUUAAAUCAAUUAAAAUUUUCUUAUGAAAAACACACGGAAAACUAUUUGCAGUACGAUCAGACGGCAUCUUUAGAUAUGGGUAUUGUUAGCAACACAGGAUUCGGAAACUAUUCUUUAAACGAGACGUUUGAUGAAAAUACUAUUGAAUUUGAAGCAAUUUUAUCUCAAAUUGUAUUCUCUCAAUAUGGUCUAGAUACCAACAGUUUCAUCAACGUGUCGCUAAAGUAUAAUGGAGAUAAUUUUAUAGAAGAAAAAAGUCCUAUCUUCAAUAUAACACCGCCGAUGAACAAAGGAAAAACUCAAAUAAAUUAUAAAAUAACUCGAUCUGGAUUUGUUAACGAAACAGAAGAAGAUAAAUAUAUUCAAAGAGGAGAAAGCUUUAGAACAAUUUUAGAGAUAUAUCCUGAAAUUGAUAGUGAUGAAGAACUGAGUGUUAAAUUUAUUACUCCUGUUAAUAUAUCUAAUAUAAUAGAUAUAUGUAGCGCUCACAUCAUAUUUGUUGGAAAAAAUAUACCUUGUUUGGAACGAUUAGCAAUUAAGCCGAAGUUUUCAUCGAGGAACAAUUCUAAUGUAAUGGAUAUUGUGGAAUUGAAAUUAGGCCGCGUUUGCCGUAGAAAUAUAUCUAUGUUUGAAAAAGACAAUGUUAUAAAAGUGGAAGCAAUAGGAAGGAUAUUAAAAAACUCUUCGGCUGACAAGUUUUGGUUUAGUUCUGCUAUUGAACUAAAUAGUGAAAAGCUUUUUUUAGCCCAAUUAGCCUUGGAAGUGAAACAACAAUCAUUAAAUCCUACAAGUAAUCCAAAUGGUGGAAUAAAAGUUAACGAAUCGUCAAAAGCAGUCUAUCCUUCGGAAAUUUUUUUGCUCCCUGUUAUUAUAACUUUACCGGAAAAUGAAACGUUUUCUUUGGUGACUGAUAUAAAAACUAAUUUAUCAGACACUGCAACAGCAACUGUUAACUGGGUUAAAAUCAUGAAAAUUGGAAAAAACAUUGGAUGUUCAAUUUCGAAUAAUGGAGAACAUAAUAUUAACGUAACAUCUUCAAACAAAAAUUCUCAAAACGACAAGCUGAUUCUAGAUUUUGGCAUAGUUUCUAAUUCAGGAGCUGGUAGUCGUCAGCAAGACACAGAUAGUGAAAAUAAUGAAAUAUUCUUACUUUACGAAUUACAAUGCGCCGAUAGCGUUUUAAAUGAAAAUAGGCAAAAGAUAUCUAUACUCUUGGGUUUAAAAUAUGGCUCUGUUAUAAAGUUAACGGAACAUCAUCUGAUCAUUAAACGCACAAACUUUGAAAAUCCAAAACUAUCACUCGAGUUAUCUUCCAACUCAAUUUCUGAGCUUCUUAAUCCGUAA